CAAUACAGUGGUGUUUUCUCUUCUUACCCGUAUUUUAUUAUAAAUUACAGUUUGUUGUGUCGAUUUUUGUUGUUGUUUUUUUAAUUGUGGGGCAAUGACCACUGUUGAGGAGCUGAAGUUACGAAUACGCGAAUUAGAAAAUGAAUUGAUUAAGUGUAAACAACAACGCAAUCAGGAGGAUUUGGAUAACCGAGGACAUGUCAGACCAAAGAUAGAGAAAAUGAGCGCUGAAGUUGUGGAUUCAAACCCGUACAGUCGGCUGAUGGCACUGAAACGGAUGGGUAUAGUUGAAGACUACGAGAAAAUCCGCUCGUUUGCUGUGGCAGUGGUUGGAGUGGGCGGUGUGGGCAGUGUCACUGCAGAGAUGCUCACCAGAUGUGGCAUUGGUAAGUUGAUGCUGUUUGACUACGAUAAAGUAGAACUGGCCAACAUGAAUCGCCUCUUCUUUCAGCCACACCAGGCAGGACUUAGCAAAGUUGAGGCAGCAGAGCACACACUGAGGAGCAUCAAUCCAGAUGUUGUGUUUGAGACACACAACUAUAACAUCACCACAGUAGACAAUUUCACACAUUUCAUGGACCGCAUCAGUCAUGGUGGACUUGUGGAGGGAAAGCCUGUGGACUUGGUGCUGAGCUGUGUGGAUAAUUUCGAAGCUCGAAUGGCCAUAAACGCAGCUUGUAAUGAGUUGGGUCAGAUCUGGAUGGAGUCUGGAGUCAGUGAGAAUGCUGUGUCUGGCCAUAUUCAGCUCAUCAUUCCAGGAGAAACAGCAUGCUUUGCUUGUGCCCCUCCCCUGGUAGUGGCAGCAAACAUCGAUGAGAAGACUCUAAAGAGAGAUGGCGUCUGUGCUGCCAGUCUUCCCACCACCAUGGGUGUUGUAGCUGGGGUCCUAGUGCAAAAUGUCCUGAAGUAUUUGCUGGGAUUUGGGACAGUGAGUUAUUACCUAGGCUAUAAUGCCAUGCAGGAUUUCUUUCCCACCAUGGCAAUGAAAGCCAACCCACAGUGUGAUGACAGACACUGCAGGAGACAACAGGAAGAGUACAAGAAAAAAGAAGUUGAGCAUCCACAACAGGAAGUAGUAGAAGAGGAAGAGGAAAUAGUGCAUGAAGAUAAUGAGUGGGGUAUAGAACUGGUGUCCGAGAUCACAAAGGCAGAGCUUCAAGCUGCAUCUGGUCCAAAGCCAGAUUUACCAGAGGGCAUAACUGUAGCCUACACUGUCCCUAAUAAGGAUGGAGAGGUGAAUUCAGGGGCGACGGUACAAGAGACAGAACAGAGUCUGGAGGAGCUGAUGGCUCAGAUGAAGAAGAUGUAAAUGCAGAGUUUACAAUCACAGUCUGUUGCUGUGUUCAUUUAAUUAUACAAGACCAAGCUUCACAGUGCAUAGAAACAUAACACACAUUCCUAACUGAAUGUAAUUACUGCUGCUGCUAACAGCACACACUAAUAUCAAAAACAUUUUCUUAUUACACUGGCUGGUCUUUAUUUAGAGAUGAUUUAUUCAACUUAAUGAGGAUUGAAUUUUAUAUUUAAUGAUAUUACAUUAUAAUUUACCCUGGUUAAUCAGACUGUACCACCACUGUAAAUACCAAAUGUAAUUAAACAUUACAAUCUUGAAUUGCUGAAAUACAAUUAAGCUCUGUGUUCUUGUCCAAUAAAGUAUUCAUGAACUUUCAAGGUUUA
Molecule: messenger RNA, 1677 nt
Organism: Trichomycterus rosablanca
Lineage: Eukaryota; Metazoa; Chordata; Actinopteri; Siluriformes; Trichomycteridae
Gene: uba5
Product: ubiquitin-like modifier activating enzyme 5
Exons: 12
Coding region: 95-1309 (404 amino acids)
Biological process (GO): protein ufmylation
Cellular component (GO): cytosol; cytoplasm
Molecular function (GO): UFM1 activating enzyme activity
Source: RefSeq, a predicted model, not a curated record